Saccostrea cuccullata (small rock oyster) is the source of this 2553-nucleotide messenger RNA. Its product is annotated as Na(+)/citrate cotransporter-like. The record is from RefSeq and is a predicted model, not a curated record. The coding region runs from base 204 to 1955 and encodes 583 amino acids. Gene Ontology annotation, cellular component: membrane. Gene Ontology annotation, molecular function: transmembrane transporter activity. Gene Ontology annotation, biological process: transmembrane transport. The transcript has 14 exons. Lineage: Eukaryota; Metazoa; Mollusca; Bivalvia; Ostreida; Ostreidae.
UAAGCAUCCUUGUGUAGAGGACUCUACGACACCGCGACUCAACUUAAUUACAAAAACAAACGUCCAAAACAACAACUGAUAAGUUACAUCCUCUUUGGCGAUUAAGGAUUUCUGAAAAUCUAAACACCGAUAUGGCAGAAUAGGUAGCUGGCUCGGUAGAGUGAUUCGGUCGUCUGGACUUGGUGGUCAACCGACAAGAAAAAAUGGCAUCAGGAAGAAUACCUUCGAGGAAAUCAUGUCGGCAUGUCUUAAAUCUGGUGCUCAGUGUUCGGAAAAUUCUGAUCAUUAUCAUUACACCGAUUAUUCUGCUUCCGAUUCUUUUCAUGGUGGAAGGAAACGAAGCAAAAUGUGCCUACUGUAUUAUUGUAAUGGCGAUAUAUUGGAUAACAGAGGCUCUACCAAUAGCUGUGACGUCAUUGCUACCAAUCAUCAUGUUUCCUAUGGUUGGACUAUUAAGUGCCAAAGAUGUGUCAAACAAAUAUCUCAAUGACACCGCCAUGCUAUUUGUUGGAGGUUUGAUCGUGGCAGCCGCCAUAGAGUACUGGAAUAUACAUAAACGUCUUGCCCUUAGAGUCCUCAUGCUUGUCGGGUCAGAACCAAAAUGGUUGAUGAUUGGGAUGAUGUUACCCACGUGGUUCCUGUCCAUGUGGAUUAGCAAUACUGCCACCACCGCCAUGAUGAUUCCUAUAGCUAACGCUGUCCUGGUUCAGCUAAAAGAAACAAAGAAUCUGGAAAAUGCAGACAUUGAAGAUGAACUAGUUAUACAGGUACAAAUGUCAGAGCAAAAUGGUUCUCUAAAGGAAAAAGAUCAAAAGAUAAGCAAAAUAGAGAAACCGGCUCAAAAUGAAGAAAGGGAAAGCCCUGAGUAUUUACGCAUGUGCAAAGCCUUGUCAUUAGGCAUUGCUUACGCAGCUAAUUGUGGGGGCGUGGCUAGUCUUACAGGAACCAAUCCAAACGUCAUCAUGAAAGGCGUAGCUGACAAAGUUUUCCAAGAAAGGAAUGCUACUUCCCCCGUGACAUUUGCGAGCUGGAUCCAGUUCUGUCUACCGAUUUCUGCAAUCUUGGUAGUAUUCAUAUGGCUCUGGUUACAGCUGUUUUUUCUACGAUGCAGGACAACAAAACAUACCCCGGAGCAGGCUCAAAGAGUCAAAGAUGUUAUAAGAAAGGAAUAUUCUAAGCUUGGACCAAUCAGCUUUGCCCAGGGAGCAGUCAUUGUGCACUUUGUGUUACUGGCAGUAUUCUGGAUCACACGUGACUUAGGAGGUGUUGGAGGGUGGGGUAGAAUUUUCCCACCAAAGACUGUUACGGAUUCCACUCCCUCCAUAUUCAUUUCUAUCAGCUUGUUCCUAUUUCCCGCUGUUAUCCCUUGGAGAUUUAGUGGCAAACAGAACGGUAAAAGUGUACCAGCUCUUCUACCUUGGAAAGCAGCAGAGAAGAUGGUACCGUGGGGUGUUGUGCUCUUACUUGGCGGGGGAUUUGCUUUAGCUCAUGGCAGUAAGGUAUCUGGAUUAUCGGAUUGGCUUGGUUGUGAGUUGAGUGUGUUUAAGGAUUUUGAACCCUGGGUCAUGAAUCUGGUUCUUUGCCUCAUAGUGGCGUCAGCGACAGAGGUCACCAGCAAUACGGCUAUUUGUUCACUUAUGAUGCCUAUAAUGAGUGAGCUGGCCUUGACCCUUGGAGUCAAUCCACUCUACUUCAUGUUUCCCACCGCCAUUGCUACAUCCUUUGCCUUCAUGCUUCCUGUCGCUACUCCUCCAAACGCUGUUGUGUUUUCAUACGGAUAUGUUAAAGUCGCAGACAUGGCUCUAGCAGGGUUCCUCAUUAACAUUGUUGCAGUGUUUGUGCUAGUUCUUGGAACGGAGACAUGGGGACAAGCCAUUUUUGGUUUUCAUACCCUUCCAGCUGUAUUUAAAACCGCAAACAUCACUACCACUAAAUCUGCCCUGAAAUGUGUAUGAUAAUCUCAUGGCUAAAUAAGGAUACCUCUUUGAUUGACACUAUCAGCUCUACAGAAUUCUAAAUUUUACAAAUGGGAAUAAGUUGCGUAUUCUUUCCACAAAAAAGUCAACCACCCACCAAUACAAAAUACAAAUGAUUUCAGACAAUGUAUCUCAUGAGGAAAAGAUAUAUGGUACUAUACUUAUUACAUAUACAUGUAUUGAACAUUUUAUAAGUACACAUGAUUGUCGCUAUUAAACAUGCAAUGAUAAAUUUAGUAUCAUGUUAUAGAGAAUAAGAAUAAUGUUCUUUUGUACUAGUAUUUGAACUUGUAUUAAAAACAGUAGAAAACAUAUUUUUGGUUUGUCUUCGUUGUAUAUAAUUAUGUUUUCCUCAAUCUGCAAUUUGUGGAUUUUAAACGUCAGUGAAAAUGUUCGCAAAUUGAUGUAACACAGAGAAACAUAAUUAUAACGUUGAAGUAAAAUGCUGAUUGGGAUAAUCUUUAUUCAUAUUCCGAAAGAGGAUGUUCGCUCCUACAUGGUACCUGAUCCCAUCUCUGGUGUUUUCAGAGGAUUGUGUUAUUUCUGCUCAGAAUUUGUAAUUAAUUUGUUGCAUAAA